Molecule: messenger RNA, 450 nt
Organism: Penicillium cinerascens
Lineage: Eukaryota; Fungi; Ascomycota; Eurotiomycetes; Eurotiales; Aspergillaceae
Product: Tvp18 family protein
Exons: 4
Coding region: 1-450 (149 amino acids)
Biological process (GO): vesicle-mediated transport
Cellular component (GO): Golgi membrane
Source: RefSeq, a predicted model, not a curated record
AUGACGCUGGCCGAAGAGUUCCGCUCGAGAAAUUUCAGCAUUUACGGUCAAUGGACCGGUGUGCUGUGCAUUAUCCUUUGCUUCGCCCUCGGUAUUGCCAAUAUCUUCACUCUUAACGGUUGGCACAUUGUCUUCGCCGUCCUGUGCAUAGUUUCCGCAUUCAUAAUCCUCUUCGUCGAAGUGCCCUUCCUUCUCCGAAUCUGCCCGACCUCCUCCAAGUUCGAUGGCUUCAUUCGCAGAAUCACGACCAACUGGAUGCGCGCCGGAAUGUACGUCAUCCUCAGUGGCAUCCAAUGGGCCAGUCUUGCUGCUGGCAGAUCCAGUCUUAUCGCCGCCGCCGUCUUCCUCAUCAUUGCCGGUAUUUUCUACGCGCUUGCCGGUAUCAAGAGCCAGGAGUUCAUUGGUAGCAAGACUCUGGGAGGCCAGGGUAUUGCGCAGAUGAUCGUUUAA